AGCUGCCCUCUCCCUCCUCCUCCACCCUUCCUUCCCCCUGCCCCUCCUCCCCUGCCCCGCCUUCCUUUCUCUCUCUGGUUUCACUAACUGAGAGCUCCAGGUAGCGAGCAGUUCGGUCGGUUUCCCCACCGCCCCACCCCUCUUCCUUCUCUUCCCCCCACCCCUCCCAUCUCCAGCCUGGUGGAGGAUGAAGCGGCUGCAGUGGCUCCAGCCCCUGCAGCGGCACCGGCGGUGGCUGCGGUGGGGGUGGCCGGAACUGGGGUGGUGAAGAAGCGGUGGCGGUGGCUGAAGGAGCGGCGGCCGCCUCAGCCGCUUACCCUGGGCUGCUUUUCCUCUUUAGUGCAGUCUGGAAGUUUUUCCGCUUCUGUUCGUGUGUGCGCGCGCAUGAGUGUGGGUGUGUGAGGUGAGGUUUGGGCAGCGUUGUGCAGGCGUUGGGUUUUUUGCCCACUUCGCUUCCCGUAACCUGGGCAGCUUUGGAGCCUGGGCUGUGGCCCUAGGAGGGGGCGCGGCGGCGAGCUCUCUCCUUUUGUUGUUGUUUCCUCCGCCUGGGGAGCUGAAGGGGGGACGCGCCUGGGUGGGGCGGCUCGGAGCCCGGGCCUGGUGGCCCCCGGGGCUCCCGGGCGGUCAGGGUAGGGCAGAGUAGAGCGGGCUUCAACAUGAUGGCGGCCGAGGCCGGCAGUGAGGAGGGCGGCCCGGUGACUGCCGGAGCAGGAGGCGGCGGCGCGGCAGCGGGCUCCGGUGCCUGUCCGGCGGUGUGUCGCGUGAAGAUACCCGCGGCCUUGCCGGUGGCAGCCGCCCCCUAUCCUGGGCUGGGGGAGGCCGGAGUGGCUGGGACUCUGGGUAGCGGAGCCGCUUCAGGGCCGGGGUUCCUGGGAGCCGGGUCCAUGGCGGGGACACUUGGGGGAUCCGGAUUGACAGGAGGAGGUGCUGCUGCUGGCGUGGCUGGUGCCGCUGCUGCUGGCGUGGCCGGUGUUGUUGCCGCGGGACCUAGUGGAGAGAUGGCUCUUACCAAGGUGACCACUUCGUUGCCUGCUGAUACUCUUGGGCCAGGCUGCGGCUUCCCCCCUUUGCCGCCCCCACCUCAGCUGCCUCCUUUGGGCGCAAGCUUGGGCACCGUGGAUGAAGGAGACUCUCUGGAUGGACCUGAAUACGAGGAGGAAGAGGUGGCCAUACCGCUGACCGCUCCUCCAACUAACCAGUGGUAUCAUGGAAAACUUGAUAGAACUAUAGCAGAAGAACGCCUCAGGCAGGCAGGGAAGUCUGGCAGUUACCUCAUAAGAGAGAGUGAUCGGAGGCCAGGAUCCUUUGUACUUUCAUUUCUUAGCCAGACAAAUGUUGUCAACCAUUUUAGGAUUAUUGCUAUGUGUGGAGAUUACUACAUUGGUGGAAGACGUUUUUCUUCAUUAUCAGACCUAAUAGGUUAUUACAGUCAUGUUUCUUGUUUGCUUAAAGGAGAAAAAUUACUUUAUCCAGUUGCACCACCAGAGCCAGUAGAAGAUAGAAGGCGUGUACGAGCCAUCUUGCCUUACACAAAAGUACCAGAGACUGAUGAAAUAAGUUUCUUAAAAGGAGAUAUGUUCAUUGUUCAUAAUGAAUUAGAUGAUGGAUGGAUUUGGGUUACAAAUCUAAGAACAGAUGAACAAGGCCUUAUUGUUGACGACCUUGUAGAAGAGGUGGGCCGGGAAGAAGAUCCACAUGAAGGCAAAAUAUGGUUCCAUGGGAAGAUUUCCAAACAAGAAGCUUAUAAUUUACUAAUGACAGUUGGCCAAGUCUGCAGUUUUCUUGUGAGACCUUCAGAUAAUACUCCUGGUGAUUAUUCACUUUAUUUUCGGACUAAUGAAAACAUUCAGCGAUUUAAAAUAUGCCCAACACCAAACAAUCAGUUCAUGAUGGGAGGCCGAUAUUAUAACAGCAUUGCUGACAUCAUAGAUCACUAUCGUAAAGAACAGAUUGUUGAAGGGUAUUAUCUUAAGGAACCUGUACCAAUGCAGGAUCAAGAACAAGUACUUAAUGAUACAGUAGAUGGCAAGGAAAUCUAUAAUACAAUUCGUCGUAAAACAAAGGAUGCCUUUUAUAAAAAUAUUGUUAAGAAAGGUUAUCUUCUGAAAAAGGGCAAAGGAAAACGUUGGAAAAAUUUGUAUUUUAUUUUAGAAGGCAGUGAUGCCCAACUUAUUUAUUUUGAAAGUGAAAAACGAGCUACAAAACCAAAAGGAUUAAUAGAUCUCAGUGUAUGUUCUGUCUAUGUUGUUCAUGAUAGUCUCUUCGGCAGGCCAAACUGUUUUCAAAUAGUAGUUCAGCACUUUAGUGAGGAACAUUACAUCUUUUACUUUGCAGGAGAAACUCCAGAACAAGCAGAGGACUGGAUGAAAGGUCUCCAGGCAUUUUGCAAUUUACGGAAAAGUAGUCCAGGGACAUCUAAUAAACGCCUUCGUCAGGUCAGCAGUCUUAUUUUACAUAUUGAAGAAGCCCAUAAACUCCCAGUAAAACAUUUUACUAAUCCAUACUGUAACAUCUACCUGAAUAGUGUCCAAGUAGCUAAAACUCACGCAAGGGAAGGGCAAAACCCAGUUUGGUCAGAAGAGUUUGUCUUUGAUGAUCUUCCUCCUGACAUCAAUAGAUUUGAAAUAACUCUUAGUAAUAAAACAAAGAAAAGCAAAGAUCCUGAUAUCUUAUUUAUGCGCUGCCAGUUAAGCCGGUUACAAAAAGGGCAUGCAACAGAUGAGUGGUUUCUGCUCAGCUCCCAUAUACCAUUAAAAGGUAUUGAACCAGGAUCUCUGCGUGUUCGAGCGCGGUAUUCUAUGGAAAAAAUCAUGCCAGAAGAAGAGUACAGUGAAUUUAAAGAGCUUAUACUGCAAAAGGAGCUUCAUGUUGUCUAUGCUUUAUCACAUGUAUGUGGACAAGACCGAACACUACUGGCUAGCAUCCUACUGAGGAUUUUUCUUCACGAAAAGCUUGAAUCAUUGUUGUUAUGUACACUAAAUGAUAGAGAAAUAAGCAUGGAAGAUGAAGCCACUACCCUAUUUCGAGCCACAACCCUUGCAAGCACCUUGAUGGAGCAGUAUAUGAAAGCGACUGCUACACAGUUUGUUCAUCAUGCUUUGAAAGACUCUAUUUUGAAGAUAAUGGAAAGCAAGCAGUCUUGUGAGUUAAGUCCAUCAAAGUUAGAAAAAAAUGAAGAUGUGAACACUAAUUUAGCACACCUAUUGAACAUACUUUCAGAACUUGUGGAGAAAAUAUUCAUGGCUUCAGAAAUACUUCCACCGACACUAAGGUAUAUUUACGGGUGUUUACAGAAAUCUGUUCAGCACAAGUGGCCUACAAAUACCACCAUGAGAACAAGAGUUGUCAGUGGUUUUGUUUUUCUUCGACUUAUAUGUCCUGCCAUCCUGAAUCCACGGAUGUUUAAUAUCAUCUCAGAUUCCCCAUCUCCGAUUGCUGCAAGAACACUGAUACUAGUGGCCAAGUCUGUGCAGAAUUUAGCAAAUCUUGUGGAAUUUGGAGCUAAGGAGCCCUACAUGGAAGGUGUCAAUCCAUUCAUCAAAAGCAACAAACAUCGUAUGAUCAUGUUUUUAGACGAACUUGGGAAUGUACCUGAACUUCCAGACACUACAGAACAUUCUAGAACUGAUCUGUCCCGUGAUUUAGCAGCAUUGCAUGAAAUCUGUGUGGCUCAUUCAGAUGAACUUCGAACACUCAGUAAUGACCGUGGCGCGCAGCAGCAUGUACUGAAAAAGCUUCUGGCUAUAACAGAACUUCUUCAACAAAAACAAAAUCAGUAUACAAAAACCAACGAUGUCAGGUAGCAGCCUUCACCCCAGUGUUCUGCAUGGAUUCAGCAUGCCCAACAUGGUAAUUCACAUCAGUAUAAUAUUCCCUUUGCUCUUGCCAAAAAAUAGCACACCUUUCCACAUUCCAGUGAUGUGUGAGCUAUGCAAACAAAACCCAAGAUUCUGCUGGUGACUGUGCCAGCAACUUUGUAAGCUAUAUGUGCAGGAUAUUUGCACUUUUUCCACAUGGAGUCAAUCCUUACCAACUCUGAGCCUUGUUGUACAGAUCACCUUUCACAAAACAAUUAUCCUAUAACUGUAUCUUAAACUUUGAAAAUAUAUUUUCAAUACAUUCAAUUGCCAAAGUUUUGCUGUCUCUUGGAAAAAGAACUAUGAAAUCAACUGACAAGAAAAGCAUUCUCUAUUGACUAUUGAGUACAACUGGACUGCAGACUGUUCUUCCUGAUUAGGACUAUGACCAUUUGACUGUUCAAUGACUUUAUUUGUAUUUACAGUUCCCAGAGUUUGCCAUUAUUAAUAGGAACAAUCUUUGCUGUAUACUUUUUUAAAAAUACUGUGCUAUUUCUCUUGCUGGAACUGUUGGAAAGAAAAUAUCUAGAAUGGAUUUAUUGUUCAUCAGCUUUAUUUUUUAAACAUACCACUUAUUUUGUUGAAAUUGUCAAAGACUGUAUUUAGAGCUCAUAACGUUUUUGUUAAAUGUUUACAAUAAUAACUAGUUUGAAUUCAAUAAAUAUUAUUGGUUGUUGUACUGAUCAAUGCAUGUUACCCAUUUUUACAGAUUACCAAUUUCUUUUCUGUUAAAAAAAGCUAGAAUGCUUUUUUUUGAAAGUAUUUGUUCGUUAAUUACAAGUUGAUUUUUUUGUGCUACCCCUUUGAUUAUGCAGACAUCAUCAUCAGCUACUUAUCCAUCUUUGAACUUGACUACUCGUUGUAUCUGCUGGAUAUUUAGUUUGACUGUAUAGUUUUAUUUGCUCCUGUAUGUGUAUUUUUGUGAUGUAUUCACAAAGGUUAAGUUAAAAUAAAAGCAAGAGAUAUCUUGCA
This is a messenger RNA of Nycticebus coucang (slow loris), 4829 nucleotides long. It is a transcript of the gene RASA1, whose product is annotated as RAS p21 protein activator 1. Lineage: Eukaryota; Metazoa; Chordata; Mammalia; Primates; Lorisidae. Gene Ontology annotation, biological process: regulation of GTPase activity. The record is from RefSeq and is a predicted model, not a curated record. The transcript has 25 exons. Gene Ontology annotation, molecular function: protein binding. Bases 657 to 3803 code for a protein of 1048 amino acids.